CCAGGCUAAAAGAAAGAGUGUUGUGGGCAUAUCAUAGCAGUUGACGAGGUCCUUAAGCAAAUAGGGAUGGAGUUGGCAAGCAAAGUCGGAGACGCAGUGAUCAAAGCGCUGAACAGCAACAAAGUGUUGAAUGUAGUGCUAAUGAGUGCAUUUGGGUUGCUAUGUCUGAGAUCAGUGCAGCAACAAAAGAAUAUGGAAGUUCUUGAGGCAGAAAAGGACUCUUUGCUCAAUUCUAAUAAAGCUAUGAAGAAGACUAUGUGGGAUUGGAAGCAGCAGCUUUUUGCUGAAGCUGAUUUACCCAAUCCCCUUAUUCCACUCUCUAAGCUUAAAGCCAUUUAUGGAGAAGUCCAAACCACCACAUCGACUUCUGGUGGAGAUGCUCAAAACAGAGAUGGAAAGUCACCUGCACCAGCAUUUAUUAUCUGAAAGCCAUUGUUGUAGCUUGUUUAUGACGAAGCUAGUUGUUUUCUGGCAAAAUAACAAGCGGCCACUAAGAUCUGUGAAAUAUCAUGCUUCAGUUAGUAGAAUGGGAAGGUGAUCGUAAGGGGGGAAAGUGGUGUAAUUCUGAGUUUUUUUCUAGGAACUUAGUGAUUUACAAUUGUUUUUUCUCCCUUUCCUCUCUCAUGUAGUCUGUUAGGAGGUCGAGAUCCAAGUUUAAUUUGUGGUAUUAUUGACGCUGCACCUUUGUUCCUGGGACUAUGCCAUGAGCUGAGUUUCACUAUCUAUCAGCCAAAUAUUUAUGAGUUCAUGCAUUUGGAUGUU
This is a messenger RNA of Solanum tuberosum (potato), 762 nucleotides long. RefSeq lists its product as uncharacterized. The transcript is spliced from 2 exons. Gene Ontology annotation, cellular component: mitochondrion. The coding region runs from base 67 to 426 and encodes 119 amino acids. The record is from RefSeq and is a predicted model, not a curated record. NCBI's taxonomy places the organism in Eukaryota, Viridiplantae, Streptophyta, Magnoliopsida, Solanales, Solanaceae.